AUGAUAAGCAUACUUACUACGUACGAUAAUAGUUCGUCUGAUGAUAGUUUAGUAAGUCACCCACCAUCGUGUCCAAUCAUUCAGAUCCCAUUAGAUACAAAUCAACCUCCUCCCCCAAGUCUCCCUUCAUUGGGUACUAAGUUCUCCCUUCACCUGAAAGUAAGCGAAGCAUGUUAUCGAUGUUAUGAUGGAAAAGGCGAGUGCCGCCUUGAUGACAAGGAAGAACUUAAAUGUUCCGUUGGAAAAAAAGGAUACAACUCCCAAAAAAAGGAAACAGUCAAUUGA
Molecule: messenger RNA, 285 nt
Organism: Prunus armeniaca (apricot)
Lineage: Eukaryota; Viridiplantae; Streptophyta; Magnoliopsida; Rosales; Rosaceae
Source: the annotation of a GenBank genome assembly